AUGGUGAAGUGCAACAAAAAGAAAGAAAUCAAAAUAGGACAAAAGAGGAAGAUGAAGCACUUUGUAAAAGCAUGGUUGCAUGUCUCAGAAGAUGCAGCUACGGGUACAGAUCAAUCGAGAGCGAGGUUAUGGAAUCGAAUUCGGGAUGAGUUCAAUCAACUCUUGGGUUAUCAGAGCGAUCAAAUCAGCUCGGGUUCGAUGCAUCGAAGGUCCAGCAUUCAAUCUCACAUUAAUAAAUAUUCUGGAUUUGUUCACACAAUAGAGAGGACUUCGAUUAGUGGCUAUAACCUUGAAGAUUCGGUAGGAGAUGCAAAACAAUUGUAUUAUAGCUCACAGGAUCACUACUUUAAGUGGCAUGAUUCCUCAAAUCCGUCUACUCUGGCAACAACACCCAGUUCAGCUACAGGAUCAAUUAGUCUUGACAAUGAUGAUGAUUCUCUUUUUACUGAAAAAGCUCAUGAAUUACCUCGACCCGUUGGACGAAAAACAACAAAAAAUAUGCAUAGAAAGAACACCGAUCAACUAGAAGCUAUAAACUUAUUUGUUGCUGAAUUUAAUAUCUUGAGAAAUGAACAAAAGGAAAUUGUUAGACAAGAGGUCAUAAUGGAAAAUGAACGAGAACGUCUGAAACUUCAAGCUAAACAAGAGCGAGAACAACGGAGGGCAGAGGUUAAACUCGAACAAGAGCGAAUGAGAAUUGCAGCCAAACGUGAGCAAGAACGGAUGAGGUUUGAAAAAGAGAUUAUGAUGACUGAUCCAAAUUUGAUCCCUACUGAAGAAGGAAAAGCUUGGGUCAUUGCACAAUAUAAAGAAAUUUGGGCACAUACGAAACAAUGA
Molecule: messenger RNA, 837 nt
Organism: Camellia sinensis
Lineage: Eukaryota; Viridiplantae; Streptophyta; Magnoliopsida; Ericales; Theaceae
Source: RefSeq, a predicted model, not a curated record